Messenger RNA from Suillus discolor, 900 nucleotides. RefSeq lists its product as uncharacterized. NCBI's taxonomy places the organism in Eukaryota, Fungi, Basidiomycota, Agaricomycetes, Boletales, Suillaceae. The coding region runs from base 1 to 900 and encodes 299 amino acids. The record is from RefSeq and is a predicted model, not a curated record. The transcript has 5 exons.
AUGUUACGACGUGUAGUGCAGUGGAAGUCCCUUCUGCAUCUCAUGAAGGGAAAGGGAAGCAGAGACUUGGAGAAUGAUAAUCUCAGCAGGGAGUCGAAACCUUUCAGCAUAUAUUUUGGUCCAAAGGACUACUCUGCCAGACUUGCCAGUGAUCAGAUGCAACAGCUCUUAAGCUCUGCACAGGAGAUCCUUCUCCACAGCAAUAAUGGCCUGAAACAUUUAGCCACAAUGACCUUUGGAGAAUACAACCCAGCCACAGAAGAUCUUGCAAAUAGGAUGAACCAAAUCACGACAUAUUUGCAAUCCUAUCCUCCUGAUGUCAGAAACUCCAAACCCCAUCACCAUCCUUCUACAUCUUCUUGGCAAGCAUUGUCUAUUGAGAUGAGGCAAACCUUACCCCUUGAAUUUUCAUUAAAUGCCAGCAUCUACGAGUUGAUUCAGAAGUCUACUACCAAUGGAAGUCAGAGUCUCAUCUGCCUGUUCUCAAUGAUCACUAUCAUUCAUGAGCUUGCUCAUAUAGUGAUGUAUACCUUCGCCUCACAGGAUAUCUCUCCAAACAUAGAGAGGGUGAUGAUUGGGGGGGAAGCAUUACUGGCAACCUCAUCUGGUUUCACCAUCCAGACAGUUGACCCCUCCCACAUUAUCAUAGUUGUGGCAACAGCCAGUGGAGACGAUUGGAAAGUUCUUGAUGAAAAUACUGCCAACCUGACAGACAUUGCAUCUGGUAACUGGAGUCACAUCAGUGCCUUACCAAUACAGCCUUUUCCAUCUGGUUUCUCCCUUAUGAUAUUUUCUGAUGUGAAACCCCCUUCAUCCUUAGUGCCAUCAUCAUCUUCUUAUGAUGAUUAUGUUGUCUGGGUACCUCGGUCAGAUCCAAGUAAACCUGGGGUAAAAUAUUGA